Molecule: messenger RNA, 12002 nt
Organism: Coregonus sp. 'balchen'
Lineage: Eukaryota; Metazoa; Chordata; Actinopteri; Salmoniformes; Salmonidae
Source: the annotation of a GenBank genome assembly
ACGAAAUAACGCUUUCACUCGUUGGCAUGGAUUUUGGCUAAUAAACAACACUUUGGAGGAUGAUUUUGCAACGCAUUUGAACGUUAGUUACUUCAAAUUAGCAUUGUUUUGUUUAUUUGUUUAGCUAAUCCAUCAUCAAUAUUUAAUAUUUAAACAAUUUAGUUUGCGAAAACGUGCAAACUGGAAUAUUUUUCCUGUUCUGAACUGAAGUCUCUGGUGCCAGCUAGCUAGCUAGUUUAGCACAACUGCCUGGCCUUUGUUUUUCAUGGGUGUUUUUCAGCCAGUGCCGUUGACCAGCUAACUAAUAUUUUCGCCUUUCAACAUCCCUGAAUUUUAUAAAGAUGAAGAGAAAAGUGGCUCGAUUACGGUUAAGUCCAAAUGAAGAAGCUCAACUCAUUCGAGAGGAACACGAAAGGAGAAGGAAGCUGCGAAUACAACAGGUAUACAGUAGCUAACUAGCUAGCUAGCAAACACUCGCUCUCAGUGACAAUGCUUACAACCCAAAUGCUGAUCAUUAGCUACCACUCUCUCACAGGUGCGGGAACAGGAGCGGUAUAUCGCCCUGCAAAUCCGCACGGAGGUGCAGCAGCGAAGGGAGCGCGAGCUGCAGAACCUGGCAGAGGAGUUGAAGGAGGAGUGGGAGCGACAGCAGAGGGAGAAACUGGACACCCUGCGAAAGUUAUACCAGGACAAUCUCCGAGUUUUGGGAGAGGGACAUAGAAGUGCCAAAGAAAAUGUAAACACUCAACUCUCAACCCAUGUCUUAGCAAUGUGUGAUACACUGGCAGUCUGCAAUGUAACGUUACUGGGUUUUGUAAGAAUUUGUAAGCAACUUGGGUUAUGCCCCAGAGCACAAAAUACUUCCCUAUACAACUGGUCAAGGCACACUUCAUGUUUCCCCAGGAGCCUGACUGGGAGGCAAUUGCACUGAAAAAUGAGGAGAAUCAUGUUCGGGCAGAUGAGCGCUAUCGAGAAGCCCUCAAAGAGCUCAAAUCACAGAGACAGAAAGAUCAGGAGGAACAAAAUCGGUGAGCCUGUCAACUGGAUUUUAUUUGGUCAAACAAACAUGGGAUUGUUACUUUGUUUGAUAUUAAAUCUGGGAUGUUUUUCUUCUCCCUCAAGUUUUAUAGAGGCUAGGAAGAAGGCCAUACAGGUGGAGAAGGAGAGGGCAUCAAAAGUGGCCAACCUCCCGUCCCUUCCACCCAACCCAAUUGAGGUAUAGUUCAUGUUUAGGAAUCGGGCACAUUGGGACCUAUGGUCAUACCAGUAAAAGUUGUAUUCCGAGCCUGUAGGUUUGGGAUGGAAAGUUCAUAAUCAGGCACUGUAACAAUAGAAUAUAGGGCUCUCCAUCCAAACCCACAUAACAUUCUUAAAGCACACAUUUAACUAACAAUAUUAUAUUGUAGUAUGAGCAAACAGCAGUAUCAGUAGAUCUUUUCAAAACAAUACCAGAAAAGAUAUUCUCAAAUUUUGUGCAUUUCUUUUUACUUUUGACAGAAUAUUGAGUCAAGGAAGCUGCAUGCAGUGAAGAAAUCGGACGUGGAUGCCUUCUCUGUGACCCACUAUCACAUGCCAGAGACUGCAGUGGACAGGGAAGUCGACACAGCACAGGUAAUCUAUCUUUAAAAGCUCAAAAAGAUGCAAUGGCCCAGUGGGAUAUUGUCCUCUUUCUAAUGUAACCGGUGUGUUUUGUUCCCUCAGCCAAACGCACAGGAGGUGGCAGUGGAGGAGACGCUGCGCCUGCAGGAGCUAGGGCAGGAGGAGCAGAGGGAGAGACGGGAGCAGCUGGAGAAGGCUCGUCUCAGGGGCAACCACGCGCUGAGGAGGGAACAGCUCACACAGGUACAUACUGCUACACAACCACACUCACCUUGUUGAAGACUAUACAAGUGAUAACAUGAAAGAAAAGUUAUUGUACGACUUUCUGCAUAGGGAGGCUAAACCUGUCCUGACCUGUUAAAUGAAUGCCUGAAAUCCUUUGAAUACAUAUUGGAUGUGUCAAGGCCAAGACAACAGCAAUAUGUAUGUUUGUUAUGCUGUCAGGACCGAGAGCGCCUCCUGGUGGAGCUGGAACACAUGCAUCAGACAGACCUUUUGAGGCGCAGGCAGGUGAUGGCUCAGAUGCCUGCCCAGAUCUUCCAGCCGCUCCACAAGAGACAGGAGAUGAGGGAGGACUGGCAGAGGGACAUGGAGUUUGCCUUCGAAGACAUGUACACUGGAGAGAGGAGUAAGGAGGGGGGGGGGGUCCAAAUCACGAUUAAUUUUUCAGUGCUCUCUCUGCAGCAAUGUUUUUCUACUCUGGCCCUGAGUACACAAUUUGUUGGUAUUGCCAUGAUGCGUAGAUAAGUUGUUUUACUUGAUUGAAAUUGAGACAUUAACCCUAUCCCAGACAGAGUAGUGUGGACACACAUAUUAUUAUGGUACCUAAUUACCAUAAGUACGUUGGAGUGGAGUUUCUCAAUUCGUCCAAUUAAACCUGUACUGAUCUCUUGCCUGCAGGAGUGAAAGGUGACCUGGUGCUGCAGCUGGUCCCAGAGCCUCUCCCAGCCGUGUCCACUGGCAGCCAGGAUGAAGACCUAGACCUGACCCUUGAGGAGGCAACUCCUGAACUUACACCCUUGGCUGGGGCAGAGGAACAACCGGAUGAAGGUGAAGAGAUGGAUGACUUUCUGAUGUUGGACUCUGGCUUUGAUUGUUUGAUUUACUGACUAUCAGAGUAUUACCAUAGUGUUGUCAAAAAAGGUUAUGUGGAAACUGUAAUAAAUGGAGUUGGAUCGUGUGCACGAAAUAAACUAUUGUUUUAUCUGUCAUGGUAGAACCAUCCAGGCCUCUAGGUGGCGCUCCCAGACAGGCCUUGAAGAAACUAUUGACCCGCAUCAGGUCACAGAGAGACCAUUGGAGCUACCGGAGGCUGGUUGAUCCCCCGUCUGACCGCCAAACUACUCCGACAGCAGAGUGCAACACGACUGCAGGCGGUACGACCAUUGAGACAGGCUCUCUGGCCAGUGAGGAGAGGGGCCGACCUUUGACCACUAGUCCCAGACUCCCUGACCCCUCUCAGCCAGCCCAAGGUUAGUGAGCCUUUGGUAGAUCUUCUUGAUUUGCUGCUACAAGUUGAAGAGUCAAGAGAAGCAUUUUUUUCUAUAGUGUUUUUUGGAUUAUCCAUUUCAUUUAUUUUAUCUGAUCAGCUAUAGAGACAACAGAGGAGUCCAUAGUGGCUGGUACCCUGCUCCAUCCUGAUAAACAAGCCAUGAAGAUCCACACAUUCGAAACCGAGAGGAGGAGAAGGGUGUGUGUCUUUGUAUCUAUGUAUUCAUGCAUGUCUAUAACAUGUCGGGGGGGGGGUAAAAAAAGUGAAUGAAUUAACCUUACUGGGAAAGUGUAAGCUCAUAGUUUGCCCUGUGGUUGCCUCUGUUGUCCAGGAGGAGGAGCUGGAGAGACAAAAGCAGGAGCAGAUAGUCCUGCUACAGGAGUUAGAGGAGAAGAAGAGCAGGCUGGAGCUGCUGCUGCAGGAGGCCCAACAAGAGAGAGAGCAGCUGCAGACGGCCAAGACCCAGGACACCGCCGCUGCAUCUGGAACACAGAAAACACCAGCACAGGACGUCAGCCCUGCUGCUCCAACUCCCGAGGUAGGUGGAUGUGGGUGGGAUUGUGAAUACGUGGGAUUGUGUGAAUGCCUGUGGUUGUGGUGGGAUUGUGUGAAUGCCUGUGGUUGUGGUGGGAUUGUGUGAAUACGUGUGGUUGUGGUGGGAUUGUGUGAAUGCCUGUGGUUGUGGUGGGAUUGUGUGAAUACAUGUGGUUGUGGUGGGAUUGUGUGUAUGUAUCUAUCUGAGCCAUGAUGUAAAUCAAUAAUACCCUGAAUUAUAUUUAAAAAUAUAUUUCAUGAUGGCUUCUAUACUUGAACUGAGCUCUGUGUGUGUGUGUGUGUGUGAGAGAGACAUGUAAAUCAAUAUUACCCUGAACUGAAGUAUAUUUUCAACAUAUUUCAUGAUGGUUUCUACACUUGAACUGAGCUCCGUGUGUGUGACUGUGUGUUUCCACAUAUGCAAUAGCGACACUGACUUGUUCUGUGUUUGUUCCUGUGCAGUCUACUGUACCCUCAGCUGCUGAGGAUGACCACUCCAGGAGAAUCAAAGAGUAUCAGCAGCAUCUCUUUGACAAGAACAGGUGUGUUUCUCGCAAUGGCUGAUUCGUAUGACGAAAUUCAAACAUUUAAAAGAGCUGCCUAUUGCUGAUUUGUGUAUCAUGUGCACCACAGAUAUCUUAGGGUGGCAGGUAGCCUAGCGGUUAGCGCGUUGGGCCAGUAACCGAAAGGGCACUGGUUCGAAUACCUGAGCCGACAAGGUGAAACAUCUGUCUGUGCCUUGAGCAAGGCACUUCAUGCUAAUUUGCUAUGGCUGACCCUAUCUGUCCUAUGUGACAAUAAAAAAACGUCUUUAUCUUGUCUUCUGUUAUUGUUGUUUUUGGUCAUAAAAAAAACAAAAACAUUUUUCAAUGUUUCAAUCUCUUAGGCUUCAUAAGCAGUCAGUUGAGGAGGCUCGCAGGCGUCUGGAAGAGUACCAACGCACGCUAAGAAACCGCUACUCUGGUGUAACUACGUCAACACGUCUCCCUCCUGGUACCACAGCCCGUCCGCUACCACACUUUAGAGAAAUCAUUUCCCCGACAGUGCCCCUGGAACUCCCCUAUGGCUCUGCCCUGCUCCCCUGUCUCCCUGUAGCACCUAGUACCCACUCUAGAGCUCACACCCCUCUGGACCUCCCCACACGGGAGCCCUCCAUCUUGGCUCAAACUCUCUUCCGUCUUGGCACAGCAGUCGGCUCGCAUAUUAACUCCAGGACCUCACCAGUGCAGCUAGAACCCACAGCUGAAAGCCUAAGGGACCAAAGAGCAGGUGUUUGGCUGGCAGACAAUGUGUUUAGUAGGGUCACAGAGGACCUCCCUGGGAGGCUACCUCCCCCCUCUACCUCGUUGGACCCCCAGUCCUACAGACCACAUCCUGUUUCCCCCCACCCUACUCCACACAUCCCACUCCCAUCAAGAACUGACCCCAUCCCAGCCAUCAGCCCAAUCCUUUCAGAAGAGUCAGCUACUCUCCCUGUGGAGGCCCCGGUGAAUCCUGGGCCUGUCCUGCGGGCCCCGGCCAGGUUUGGGGGGGAGGUGGAGAGGCAGGAGCUACGGGAGGCCCAGCGGAGGGUGGAGGCCCAGAGGGAGGUGAUCUUUAUGCAGCAGAGGGAGCUGGAGGAGGAACAGAGGGAGCGGAGGAGGAGACAGAGGGAGGCGUUACAGCCACUGCUCACUGCUGAUGACACACAGGUGAGGAAACAAACACCUCAAGGGUUUUACCUGCUGUUACUAAGGCAGGGCUGCUAUUGGUUUAAAAUUAUAAAAAAAAGUAAGAGUAACACUAACAUGUAGAACAAGUAGGUAGCCCAAACAUGUAAAUUGUGUCAAUGAAAUUGCAUGGAUAUACUUUGCCUACUGACUAUAAAAUAGCUGACCAGCCUUUUCUGUGUGUAUCUGUGUCUGUCUGUAUGUGUCUGUGUGUGGCUCCACCAGCCUGGUCCAGAGACCGCUGAUGGUUUGGGGUCAGAGGUCCUGGGGUCAGAGCGUCUCCGUCUGAUGGCAGCUCUGCUCAGGGCCAUCGAGGAGUCCAAUGGGCAAGCCUCACCAUCUGUCGAAGCCAAUCAGAGCCAAGACGACAAACUCGGCGUCCAGAGUUCACACCCAGACAGACCCGCCCCUCACCCACUCCCCCACCACCACCCCCGGGCAGCCAAACCCCCGGUGGCCCACGCCAGGCUGGCCGUCAUGGAGAUGAUGACAGAGCAGCACGAGCUCAGUGCCAUCCAGGAGGUGGAGACGCCAGCCAAUGCCAGCCUGAUCACAGGUCAGCCAGCCAGCCACACCCACAGGGGGCACCAUACACCACACCACACAUGGCAGUGGUCAGCUCUGGUAACCACUUGUAUACAUCCUUCAUAAACAAGCGUGUAUCUCUAACCUGCUUCUGUGUGUUGUGUCCAGAAGAGAGUGUGACGCUGUUUCGUAUUGAAAGGGCAGUCCCAGAAGACCAGGACCGCUCGGCCCACUCUGAGAGAGGUCACUCCGGCACCUCUGUGUCCAGUGCAUGGGAACACACAGCUGGGACAGGGACUGGGAGUGAGACAGUAAUCGGGUCUGGUAGAUCCAGCAAGCUGUCCUGGAGAGAGAGACUACGGCUGGAGGCUGGUGCCUCUCCUGAACCUGGUAAGGAAAGGAAGAAAUGGAUGAAGGGGAAUAUGGAGAUAUCUUAUGCCAGGGUGGUUACCACAGACUAUAAGAGAGGGGUCCUUUCACUUUUAUAAGAUUUAGACUGAUUGUCAUGGAGUCCUCUCAGACAUUUUCAGUCACUCUAAUCCAACUGUUCUUUGUCCUAGAUCCCACCCCAGCGCUCCCAGAACAGUCUUAUCACUCCUGUGAGUUUGGGAGAAGUGUCCCUGGCAAAUCUCCUACAGAGGUAAGUUUAACCCAUGAUUUAAGUCUGAGGGUUUUUACUGGUUUUAUUUGACUCCCUCUGAGGUCCACCGUAUUGUGGGUAAAUGAUGGGAAGCUGCCAAAUCUGAGGGUUUGUGGUCUGUCCUACAAAACCCAUGAUAUUGCUUGAGAAGCUGUUUUUUGUUUUUGUUUGUGAGUGUCUGGGUUUCUGUUUCCUUUCUGAGCGAUGAUGUAAAUCAAUAUUACCCUGAACUGAAGUAUAUUUGAAAUAUAUUUCAUGAUGGUUUUUACACUUGAACUGAGCUCAAUGUGUGUGUCCGUGUAUCUCUCUCUGUGUGUGUGUGUCUGUCUCUCUCUGUGUGUGUCUGUCUCUCUCUGUGUGUGUGUCCAUGUGUCUCUCUCUCUGUGUGUGUGUGUGUGUGUGUGUCUCUGUAUCUCUGUGUGAGUGUGUCUGUAUUUUCUUUCUGAGCUAUGAUGUAAAUCAAUUAUUCCUGAAGUAUAUGUGAAAACAUAUUUCAUGAAGGUUUCUACACUUGAACUGAGCUCUUUCCCACAGUGUUAUUUAUAUACAGUCACUAGGUUAUUAUACCCUUCCUGUCUAACCCUGGUGUCGUCCACUGUGUUGUGUCCCGGUCAUCUGUGUUGUCCAGUUGGAGAGCGUAUCCUUACAGUCAGCCCAUAGACCCUCAGAACCUGACUACCUGUCCUCCACCACCAUCUCCUCUGGCAGCUACGCCACCACUGACCCUGAACACACGUCCACCCAAAUAGGUGUGUGACUUGUUUGUAGGCCUAAUCAAUUGAGUAUCUAUCCAGUUCAGUCAUGUCAGAAAUUAUACGUGAUAUAUUAUAGUUACAUUUAAAAUGAUGGAGAUAUCUAAUCCUCUUCUCUUUUUUCCCCAUAAGACUCUUCCCUGCUCUUGGCUGGGUUUGGAAUAGGAGGAGGAGGGGGAAAAUAAAAAGUCAUUGACCAAUGGCUCCUUUUCGUCCAGACACAGUUCCUGUAGGGAAGUAUCUGGUCCUGGGCCUCCCAUCUUAGACUCACUCCUACACAGCAGCAGUAUCCAGCGCAUUAUAGACAAAUACACCAGGGAGCUCAACCUUUCUUUCAGUACUGCUGGGAACCAGACGGGUACACACACAAUUUGAAUCUUUCUUUUUGAUUACAGUAUCCUAUAGUAGUGAAUUUCCAAACAGCAUCUUCUUACAAUUCCCCUUCCUCCUCUAACUUGUCUUCCUCCUCCCAUCCAGGUCCCCCUUCGGUGAUAGAGGGGUCCGUGUGUGAGGAGCCCAGCUCCUCUGUGUCCGGCAGCAGAAGCCCUGGUCUAAGCUACUGCAGGAGAAUGAGGGACCAGACAGGUCACCUGUGUUGGGAGCCGACCCACACUCUCUCCUCUCGGACACAGAGUCAGGAGCUCAGAGGCACAACCAGGUGGGUUCAUCCAAACCCUCACACUCGUUAUGGGUUCAGAGUAAAUACUCAGAUGUUAUUUUUAGUAUCAACAUUGACUAAUACAAGUUUUUUUUUUUUCUUGUUCAGGAAUGGGACAACUCUGUCAACCGGAUCAUGGAUCACCUCUCAGACAAGUCCUCCUCAUUGGUUCUGGACAAGGGGCGGGACUCCACUAUCAGCCCAAUGAUUGGCCAGCCCUCGGAUAAGUCAUCCUCACCGGGCCAAGGGUGGGACUCUACUUUGAGCCGAAUGAUUGGCCAGCUCUCAGGUCAAUCAACCUCACUGGACCAAGGGUGGGAUUCGACUUUGAGCAGAAUGAUUGGCGGGCUCUCCAAUCAGUCAACCUCGGUCAGCCAGCUGAUUGGUCAAGUGCGACUGGACCAGUCAUCCCAGUGGUUGGAUGAAGGCCAGGAUGAGAGCCAGAUGAUGAGGCCUCUGGUUAGAGAGCUGGAUGAGUCUGCUGCCCAAUGGAGUGGGAGCUCAGGUAACCGAGUCAAUGAAUAUGGAUGGAAUAUUACUGUGUGUUGGUUUGUGUUAUUGCAUGUCUUAUUUCAGUGUGCAAGAGCACAUUUCUUGCUAAUGCUAUACUGAAACCUGAUUUUAGUUUUUUUCUACAUUAGGAGCUGAUGGUUCUAACUCCCUAGGCUGGGUGGAUCUGAGGGUCUCGGGCCAGACAGGAGUGUCGUCUGUCCCGGAGGGAGCCCCUGAAGCCCAGUCACUGAGCAGCUCUUCUCUCCCUGGGCUGGAGCCUCAGCCACAUCCACACUACCAGAUACUGCAGCACUCUGGGGCCAAGCUCCCAGGAAGCAGACAGGACUGGGGGUGAGUCUAUUAGAGACGUCUUAUAAUGAUGAAUCAGAAUUCCCUGAUUUAUUUUUGACCUCAUCCUUCAUUUCAUGCAGCAUUCACACUGACCCACCCGCUAACUAGUAUUCCCAUUUCCCUCAUUUGUUGUGAUGGUAUGGCUGAGGUACUAUGUUCUGACUGUUAAUAAUCUUUUUCACUCUGUUCUGUCUCUCAGUGGAUCUAGCCUCCGACUCCUUCCACCCCCUCCUGGCUGAGGUCACUAAUAACGAGAAGGCUGAGCCCUCUAUUAUGACCUUUCACCUCCCAGAGGAGGAAGUGGAGGGGCCAUGGAGCUCAGGUAACAGAGUCAAUGAACAUGGAUGGAAUAUUACUGUGUGUUGGUUUGUGUUAUUGCAUGUCUUAUUUCAGUGUGCAAGAGCACAUUUCUUGCUAAUGCUAUACUGAAACCUGCUUAUUUUUAUUAUUAGGAGCUGAUGGUUCUAACUCCCUAGGCUGGGUGGAUCUGAGUGGCUCAGGCCAGACAGGAGUGUCGUCUGACCCGGAGGGAGUCCCUGAAGCCCAGUCACUGAGCAGCUCCUCUCUCCCUGGGCUGGAGCCUCAGCCACAUCCACACUACCAGAUCCUGCAGCACUCUGGGGACAGCUCCCAGGAAGCAGACAGGACUGGGGGUGAGUCUAUUAGAGACGUUUUCUAAUGAUGAAUCAGGAUUUCCUGAUAUUUUUUAUGACCUCAUCCUCCGUUUCCUACAUUGACGUUCACCCACCUCCUAACUAGUAUUCCCCUUUCCCUCAUUUGUUGUUAUGUUAUGGCUGAGGUACUAGGUUCUGACUAUUCAUCUUUUUGCUAUGUUCUGUCUCUCAGUGGAUCCAGCCUCCGACUCCUUCCACCCCCUCCUGGCUGAGGUCACGCACAACGAGACAGCCGAACCCUCCAUGACCUUUCACCUUCCAGAAGAGGAAGUUAAGGGGCCAUGUUCCCACGACGAAGAAAGUGACCAUGAAGCACCUGCAGGGGACCUUGAGUUCUCUGCAUGCUCAGAGGAGUUUGAGGAUGACACAGACCCCUCCGUCACCUCUGAACCCUCUCCUGAGCGCCUGAGAGGAGGGGAGGAACCACCUCAGUCCUCGCUUGCCGUGCAGGACUCCUUGAACCAGCUGACCACGUCCCAGUGCCUCCCCCAUGACUCUGCCCUGGAGGUAUCCCCUGGAGCAGAGGAGGUGGGUCUAGCAGCAUGUGCCCUCUCAGACCUCUCUCUCUGUGAAGAUGUGCCCACUUUGGACAUGCCACUUGAAGGAGGGGACACUGAUAUGGAGAGUACACCAGCACCUCAUAGAGUUGACCAAGGAGGUGCUAUUACCAUUGAGGACCUGGGUGCAGGAGAGCCGGAUGCCCAGCUAUGUUCAGAGUCAAAGAUCAGCCCUCCCACCUGGGAGAGAAUAAUGGUAUGUAUUUCAUGACAUUUCUUUCACUAUUCAAAUGUUUUUCAGACUUUGGGUCCAGUGAAGGGGUUGUUUAUAAUGGAUGUCACUCGAGAGGCGGGCUUUGAGAAGGAGUCUUCUGUGAUGCUAUUGGUUGAUCUGUGUGAUUGAUGUCUUUCUCCUCCUCUCUCUUACGAGGUGGGCAGUGUGAAGGGCAUAAUGGAUGAGUCCAUGCUGACCCUGGUGAGCCUGACAGACACCACACUACAGGACCAGGAACUCACUGAGGAAGAGGAAGGAGAGACUGAGGUAUCAGAGCAAGAAGACGCUGAGAAAGAAGGCAUUGUGGAAAAGGUGACUGCCCAAUGACCAGAGGAAUCUGUGAAGACUGAGUAACUGAAUCUUGGCUGUAACUUCCUCCGCUGCAUGCAUUUUGUUGGGUAGUCUCUGACCUUGGUGUGAUGUUUUCUAGGAAUCAGAGUCGACAGUGUUGCCAGAGGACACCAGCCUACAGGAGGAAGAGACAACCCCCUCUCAUGCAGGUGAGAACCAGAAGACCUGCAACUUCUCUGGCUCCUACUCUUCUCUCUUUCCUUCUCUGAAUCCUUUCUUGGUCUGUACAGGUUCCUGGAGUGCUUUAUGUACAUACGUGAAUCCUUGUUUAUACUUGUUUUUUUUCUCUUUCCAUGGCAAGUGAUGCUGCUGGAGUUCCAGUCAUGUCCCAGCGUGAAUCUACAGGAGGCCUUCCAGCAGAAACGCAGAGCCCUGAUCCAGAGGUCUGCCCGCAGGGUGGAGGAGAUUCAAGCCAAGAGGGCUGAAGCCAGAGCCAAAGCAAACACCAGGGCCCAGUCUGACACCACUGAGACCAGGGCCAACACAACCACCAGGGCCCAGUCUGACCCAACCACUGUUCAGUCAUCCACAACUAAACCCAGGAGAGAGGGGAGGAGUGCAGAGUCAACCCAUGCACGAGGGGAUGCCAAGCAGAAAAAGCAACAGCCAAAGUCCCAAACUCCCUUGCAGCCUCCCAUGCUAGGUAACAAUAGAAUAGACUAAAAUAAGUAUAAUAUUGUGUUAACAACCAACCAACACAUGGAAACUCUUGAGGAAGGAAAGUGGGGUUAGUAAUGGGUCAAACACUCGGUCUUAGGUGUUGUAGAGUGUUACUGAACCGAGUCCUCCUCUCUUUGUUCCUCGGUGAGUGAAGCCAAGCUGAAGAAGGUUGGGGAGGUGAGGAUCAGCACUCCUGAGAUGAGGAAACAGGACGUGACUGAGAUGCACCAGAGAACAGAGAGGUAACAAGUUCUUUCUAUUCUGCUGGAACAAGACCCAACCACAUUAACAUGAUCUGAUAUCCUACUCUGGUACCUAAGAUGUUUUUGUUCAGCGGCACGUUUCUCUCAUGACCUCGCUCUUGGUUGUGUCUCUGCAGGUUGUACAGCCGACUAGAUGAGGUGAAGCUUCAGAAGGAGGUCAGGAGCAGACAGGAGGCAUAUGCCAAAAACAGGGAGAAGGCCAAAGAGUUUCACAAGGUAACAUUUUAAAAUACCCCAAUGUUUAAAUGAAUUAAAUAUGAUAUUGGUAGAGCAUGGCGCUUGCAGUGACAGGGUUGUGUGUUCCCACGGGGGACCAGUACGAAUAAAGUAUUAAAAUGUAUGCACUCACUACUGUAAGUCGCUCUGGAUAAGAGCGUCUGCUAAAUGGCUAAAAUGUAAAUGUCAAAUUAUAUUAAAUUAAUUGAAAGUUGAAGUUGAUUGAUGUACAUCAACAUUAGUCCUUUUGAAUUAUGUUUUUUCUCUUUACAGAAAACCUUACAGAAGCUACGGGCCAAGCAGUCUUACAAUUGA